Zea mays is the source of this 2714-nucleotide messenger RNA. RefSeq names its product ATP-dependent zinc metalloprotease FTSH 4 mitochondrial. Gene Ontology annotation, cellular component: membrane; chloroplast. The transcript is spliced from 7 exons. Bases 229 to 2343 code for a protein of 704 amino acids. The record is from RefSeq and is marked validated. Lineage: Eukaryota; Viridiplantae; Streptophyta; Magnoliopsida; Poales; Poaceae. Gene Ontology annotation, molecular function: metalloendopeptidase activity; ATP-dependent peptidase activity; ATP binding. Gene Ontology annotation, biological process: protein import into chloroplast stroma; proteolysis.
UUUUCCUGUACGCCCUCGAAGCUUCGACUGCUUGCCCAUGACCUAAGCCGCUGCCGCCUACACCCUCACAUCCCGCGCCCUCCUCUAUCGCGCCGCCACCGACCACCCCCAAAUCCUGCUUCCCCACCGCUCGCUUCCGUUGGGAUCGUCCGUCCUCCCAGACCGCGUGGGCGCUUCUUCUUCGGAAUCUCCGUGGGCCGAGUGGCGCUGGGCUAGGGAUUCGGGCCCAUGGCGUGGCGGCGCGUCCUCACCCAGAUUGCAAGGCAUCGACCAACAAAAGCAAUCUACAAUGAACUAGUUGCUUCCUCCCCUUUGGGCGCUUUUCAAAGUGACAUCACUGCAGGUGCCAGAAUUAAAAAUUUGCAAGAGAGGAACCAGUCAAGUUACAUCGGUAGCCUUGCACGCCGGGUGCGAGACCUAGAAUCACCAAGCCAAACCUCUCUUCUUAAAGAGAUUUACAGAAGUGACCCGGAGCGUGUCAUACAAAUAUUUGAAAGCCAUCCUUCAUUACAUUCUAAUCCCGCAGCACUUUCGGAGUAUGUAAAAGCUCUUGUAAGGGUUGAUAGGCUGGACGAGAGUGCCUUGCUUAAAACACUGCAGAGAGGUGUUGUUUCCUUGACAAGGGGGGAAGAAAGCUUUAGUAGCAUUCCAGCUUUAAUUGGUGCUGGUCAACUGACAAAGGAUGGAGCUCUUGGCACUGCAAAUGCACCUAUUCACAUGGUCACAGCAGAGACAGGUCAAUUUAAGGAUCAGCUUUGGCGUACCUUCCGAAGCAUUGCACUAACUUUCCUUCUUAUUUCGGGCAUCGGUGCUCUCAUCGAGGAUAGAGGAAUCAGCAAAGGUCUUGGUCUGAAUGAAGAGGUUCAACCAAGCAUAGAGUCUACUACAAAAUUCAGUGAUGUAAAGGGUGUUGAUGAAGCAAAAUCUGAACUUGAAGAAAUAGUUCAUUAUCUUCGAGAUCCCAAGCGCUUCACACGUCUUGGUGGAAAACUUCCGAAAGGAGUCUUGCUUGUUGGUCCUCCUGGCACUGGGAAAACCAUGCUAGCUAGGGCUAUUGCUGGUGAAGCUGGUGUUCCUUUCUUCUCUUGCAGUGGAAGCGAGUUUGAGGAAAUGUUUGUGGGUGUUGGAGCUCGGAGAGUGCGAGACCUUUUUGCUGCAGCAAAAAAACGAUCUCCUUGCAUAAUAUUUAUUGAUGAAAUAGAUGCAAUUGGUGGGAGCCGGAAUCCUAAGGAUCAACAGUAUAUGAAGAUGACCUUGAACCAGCUGCUUGUCGAGUUGGAUGGUUUUAAGCAGAACCAGGGGAUAAUUGUCAUUGCUGCAACCAACUUUCCUGAGUCACUAGAUAAAGCCCUAAUCAGACCUGGGCGUUUUGACCGCCAUAUUGUUGUUCCCAACCCAGAUGUUGAAGGUCGACGUCAAAUCCUAGAAUCCCAUAUGUCAAAGAUCUUGAAAGGUGAUGAUGUGGACUUAAUGAUCAUUGCCAGAGGAACACCCGGAUUCUCCGGUGCAGACCUUGCUAACUUGGUAAAUGUUGCUGCACUUAAGGCUGCCAUGGAUGGCGCAAAAUCUGUCACAAUGAAUGAUCUUGAGUAUGCAAAGGACCGAAUCAUGAUGGGUAGUGAGCGGAAGUCGGCAGUUAUCUCUGAUGAAUGCAGGAAGCUGACAGCAUACCAUGAGGGUGGGCAUGCCCUUGUUGCCAUCCACACAGAAGGAGCUCACCCUGUCCACAAGGCUACCAUCGUACCCAGGGGGGUGGCCCUAGGAAUGGUGGCCCAACUCCCUGACAAAGACCAGACUAGUGUGUCAAGGAAACAGAUGCUAGCGAAACUGGAUGUCUGCAUGGGAGGCCGCGUGGCAGAAGAGCUUAUAUUUGGGGAUACUGAGGUGACCUCCGGUGCGUCGUCAGACUUCCAGCAAGCAACUGCAAUGGCAAGAGCGAUGGUUACCAAGUAUGGCAUGAGCAAGCAUGUUGGCCUUGUCUCUUAUAACUACGAGGACGAUGGAAAGAGCGUGAGCUCAGAAACCAGGCUUGUGAUUGAGCAGGAGGUGAAGAAUUUCCUAGAGAACGCGUAUAAUAAUGCGAAGACCAUCCUUACGAAACACAAUAAAGAGCUACAUGCUCUGGCCAACGCACUUCUUGAGCACGAGACCCUCACAGGAGCCCAGAUAACGAACAUAUUGGCCCAGGUACGUAACAAACAGCAACAAGAACAUACUGUCGAAGCACCACAGAGGGCCCCAGCUUCCCCGGCAUCACCAGCUGCGGCGGCAGCAGCUGCAGCCGCCGCGGCAGCACAGCAGGCGGCAGCCAAAGCUAAGGGAGUGGCUGGUAUGGGAUCUUAGCACAUGGAGCGCCCCACCGGAUGUAUAUUUAACCAAACAAGCAAAGCUGUUCCAGCGAUUGACAGUUGAUGAAGGUCAUCGGAUGUAUUGUAUGCUAAACUGCUGCAGCAAUAGAACACACUGAUUGCGUGGAAGUUACUCUUCCAUGUGCCUCGAGUGCAAAGCAGAGACAAAAAAACUGUACGUGUUGUAGACUUGUAGCUGGUGCUUGAAUCAGUUUUGUACCCACAUCGAAAACAAUUCCUGUUGUUUACACCCCGAAAAAUUGUUAGAUUUCGAUCUGGCUGCCUUGUGUACCCUAACAGAGCGUAAAUUGUAACACAUCCUGAAUAAGGCCCUGUUCCAAUCUCGUGAGAUAAACUUUAGCAGCU